CGAAAUCGAUUGUCAUCUUGUACGUGAAAAACUUCGUGCUAAGGUCAUCUCCACCGCUCAUCUUCCUACUGGUCAACAACUUGCAGACAUAUUCACAAAAGCCUUGGGUCGUGAUCAGUUACAUAUAUUACUUAGCACAUUGGGCAUUCCACUCUUUCGUGUGGGAAAAAGAAAGCUCUGGUGGCUUGCUUUUUCUAAGUAAUGGGGAAGAGGACCGAAACAUGCCACUGUUGCAUACAAUUCCUCAUGAGGCUGAACCAGAUGUCAUGAUUUGAGCGAUACGUCCAUGAGCAGAAAGCUCCUCUCUGCUCGAAAGUACAUCAUAUCAUAUAAUGAAUAACCUUAUAGGUAGCACACAGCACCCCGAGCUUACAACCUUUCUAAGCGCACUAGCUCUUGGAAGGAAGCCGAAACUCACUUGUUGAUUGAUCUCUUUCACCCCUCACCUUUGUAGUACCCCUUGAGCGAUUUUCUCUGAUCCAUCUUUGCCACUCAAGAUCAACUACACUUGGCUACGAAAGAGGAGUGAAGUUGCUCGACUGAAAGGAGAGGGACGGUCCAGUCAGUGUGUAAAAGCAAGAAGAAAUUGGGAGCUUCUGAGCACAGGAUAGGCAAUUGAGAGAUAGAGCUAGUCUAUUCGUUAUGGGGAAUCAAUGCUCCGGGCCGAAUAAAGCUUACCUCUGACACCUGUCUUUCUCCGGCGCAUAUUAGCUUAGCUGCGCUUAAUAGGCCGGUUGGUUUGGCUUCCUCUCUGGUGGCCACUUUCCUUACCUUACCCACGCGCGAAAGCGCUAAGCCAUGCUCUAUGUAGCGUCAAGGCCUCUGACUGCGCAGUCUACCUACAUGUACCUAUGAUUAAUGACAAACUGAACAUCAUAAUUCCCAUUCUCAGAACGUGAGGCUUCAAACGGGAGAUGACAAAUCCCUUGUUUUUUCUUGAAUGAGAAAAAUAUUCAAGAAAAAACGGGGCCUUACUUAUUCAGUUCAGGGGGAAUCUCUAUAAUUUACAUGUCAUUCCUAUCCAUUCUCUUUCAUUCAAGAGUAUUUUUCAGAGUGAUAAAUAUUUAUUUUUAUUAUUAGGUACUUAGUAAUAAAUUUAAACAUGCAUCUCUUGAUUAAAAAUUAGUAAAACAGUGUUACCACAAACAAAAAAAAAAAGAAGUAAACCAGUAACAAUACCAACCUCUAAUUUUCUCCUCGUUUGCUUCCAGCCUAAGAAUUGGUUAGAUUUACCAUUAAAAAAAAAUGCUUAGAUUCUCCGCCGCUGCUUCCCUAUUCUUUCUGCCCAGUCCAGCCAAAAUCCACCUAACCGGUCAUGCUCAUCCAACGAGUAAACAACCAACAUAACUGCCCAUGAUUCUCUAGCUCCAUCAUCGUCCGAUCUCAACCGUCAAAAACGUCAUAACAGUUCACCAACUUAAUCCGACGGACGAAACACAUCCCGUGAUUUCCUUCCAACUGAACUGUCGAGCUUUCAAGUCGUUCCAUAUUCUUCUCCGUUCACCUACCUGCUAACAAUUAACAUCUACCCAACUCCGCUCUCCGCCCGGCAAAGCACGCGAAAUCCUUAAAUCUACCUGACUCGACAAACCCUAAUCGCCACUUCUGGAGAAUGGAGAAGAUGAUUCCUUGCAAGCUGAUUGUUUCCCUCGCGCUGUCCCUCUGUCUGCUGGCGCCGUCGAUUCAGGCCGCCAACUUCCGGUACUGCGAUAAGAAGGCUGAUUCUGGCCAUGUUACUGUGAAUGGAGUGGAGAUCACUCCCGACCCGAUCACUAGGGGCAAGCCUGCUACCUUCACCAUCAAAGCCACAGCAGAUAAGGCAUUCACCGGAGGAAAACUGGUGAUUGAUGUUUCUUACUUCAUAUUCCAUGUGUAUUCGGAGACUAAGAACCUUUGCGAUGAGACAUCCUGCCCUGUCUCCACUGGUGAAUUCGUGGUUUCCCAUUCACAAAUUCUUCCUGGAGUCACUCCGCCUGGCUCAUACACGAUCCAAAUGAAGAUGUAUGAUGCAAAGAACAAAGAGCUGACCUGCAUUUCGUUUCAAUUCACCAUCGGGUUCGGAUCCUCUGUUGCCGACAGUUGAACUCAAAUUGAGUAGCAGCUGUCUCAACAAAAUGUAAAUUUCAGUUCGUUCCGAAAACUUUCCACAAUAUGGUUGCUGUAGAUAGAAAGAAACCCCCCCUUCCAGCACACGUUAUACCUGUACCUACCUCACUCCAACAUGGCAGAGAAAUGGGUUUCAGAGUUGAUAUUGUAAAUUUAGAUCUGGUGGUGUUUGCCUGCCACUUGGUCGGUUUCUAUCCGUGCGAGUUCCGCUGUUUUAUAGUCUGAACUGAACCGAGUCCAAUAUCUUUUAGCGAUCAUCACUAUCAAGGUUUACUAUUAUAUCCAAUAUGGCAAUAUCCAUGCAACUCUAGUUCUUACCCGAAACCCGAUGGAAAGCAAAUCAACCAUUUCUUCGUUUGAAUAAGCUCUGUGCUUUUUAUACGAUAUCUUUUCCUUGUCAACAGAGCAUUACUGCUGUGCUGAAAAUUGUAGUUACGAGGCAAGAAGAUAAAAAGAUAGGGUUCGUUCAAUCUAGAAAUGAGUCAAUUUGAUCAAUUGUCUCGUUUUAUAAAUUAAGCAAUUAAAACGAGUCAAUUUGAAUUACCUGCCCCCACUCCAGGUAAUUAAAAUUGACUCAAAAUGUAUCAAUUCAAAAUACCUCAGGCAGAUUGAUCCAUCCAAAUUUUUUGCUGGCAAACGAGACAAUUUGGUACAAUUGUCUCAAAACGAGACAAUUGUGUCAAAUUUAUCGUUACAAUUCCUCAUUCAAACGACCCCAUAAUCUUUUUAUGUUCAUUGGACUGGGAGUGAUUGGCGGUCUCGAUCAGUUACAUCAUUACUCUCCCAAAAAGAGGUUCGUUAACGUGAGGGGAGCAAAAAACCAUACCUGCCAAGGAUCAAUCACAACCAAGGUUCAAAAAGGCGUUAGGCGUAAGGCAGGCGCUGAGCCUUUGCCUUGCGCCUAGCUCGCCUAGGCAAAGACUAAGCGUGCCUAGGCGUUGGGAGAAAAACAGCUAUCCGCUCUGCAUGAUGAAUGAAAUAAUAAUCUACAACACUUCCUCACUUCAAUUAAAAUGAUUAACAACUUACUCAACACUUAAUGACAAGAACUUAGCUCACAAAUACAUAGAAUCAUAGCUCAAUAGCUUACAAAGUUCUUGAGCUAUUGAAAAUAUUGCAAUAGAAAAUUGAUUUCGUAGCUGAUGUUAAUUUUGGUCUUUAAUAUUAACUUCCUAGCUCCAUCUAGUAAUGUCUAGGAGAGACUUAUAUUCCACCUUACUCCAUUGACGUGUUCCAGUAUCUAAUUAAGCGCGAAACCCCUAGGCGAGGCGUUUUGCCAUUGCCUUGCGCCUAGGCAUGCCUAAGCGUAAGAUUAAGCGUGCCUUUUUGAGCCAUAAUCACAACCCAAAGCUGCUUUAUUUCCACCAUACCUGCCAUUGCAGGCAGCCAUGACCUUCGACCGAAUUUAGAUAUGGUCCUCCACUUGGAUUUUAGAGGAUGGUUCUCCAUCUUACAUCCAACGGUCAUAAAAAUGGGUCAUUAAAUUAGGGGUCAAGAUUUGUUGGUAAAAAGUAGCAGUGGAGAAUGAUGUAGAAAAGCAGCUGACGAAAAGCUAUUUUUUUUUGGGCUCACAGACUGAAAAGUAGCUGACAAGAGAGAGAGAGUGAGGAAUGCAAGUUCUGGGAAAUGUUGAAUAUGUUUUUUGUUGUGUACAAAUAUCAAUUGGGAUCAGUACGAAUAUGUUUUGUGUUUAGUAAGAAUAUGGUUUUUAAUACGUGGUAUAUUAUUUUGAAUAAAAGUUGUGAAAAUUA
Linum trigynum is the source of this 3857-nucleotide messenger RNA. The record is from the annotation of a GenBank genome assembly. Lineage: Eukaryota; Viridiplantae; Streptophyta; Magnoliopsida; Malpighiales; Linaceae.